AUGGACUCCAGAGCCCUACAAAACACAAAUAGUCUAGCCCAUAUACACGAGGGUCCCUGGAUGGCAUAUUUGCAUGCAGGCGGUAAAUUUCAUUGCGGCGGUUCGCUGAUCAAUCACCGAUAUGUACUGACUGCCUACCAUUGCAUACAGCACGGUGAGACCCUGAGCGUGCGUUUGGGCGAGUACAACACUGCCACAUACAACGACUGCAACGGUAAUGACUGCAUUCCGCCCUACGAGGAGUUCCAAAUAGAUAAAGCUAUUCGGAAUAAGGACUAUACAAGGAACAAUCGCUUUCACGAUAUUGCCUUGAUUCGACUAUCGCGAUGGGUGGAGUAUAAAGGUAAAUUAGGGUGCAAAAAACCUUUAAAAACUAUAUAUAAAUAUAAUAAUCAUAAAUUCUCGCAUGCAGCCCACAUCAAGCCCAUAUGCCUGAUCACAGACAAGAGUCUGCAUUCGUAUAUCGAGAGCAUGCAGGAUUUUAAGGCCACUGGUUGGGGUAGCAGAACCAGAGGAUCACCCAGUCGCACCCUGAAGUCCAUUCCAAUCCACCGCCUGGAUCGUAGCGAGUGCCGUAACAGAUACAUGGUGGAAUGCGGUAGCGGUCAGAUCUGUGUAGACCAUGAGCCGGGCGUGGCUUGCGGCGGUGACUCCGGCGGACCCAUGGGACACAUGGUGCGUUUAGGAGAUCAAACGGUUUACGUUCAAGUGGGCAUCGUGAGCUAUGGCAACCCGGAGUGCCGCAGUCCCAGUGUCUUUACGGAUGUCAUGAACCAUAUAGAUUGGAUACAAAUGGUCAUCCGGAGGUUCCCUUAGUAGAGAUUUUGCUCUUUUUAAGGCAUUAAGAAAUGCCAAAAUAAAUAAAUAAAGUAAGCUGUUUCAAAACUUAUUUUUUAUGAUAUUUUUUUUUUAAUAUUUGUUAUAUAUAAUUUAUAAAAUAACGAAAAAGUAUCCACAUUAGGCGAAGUUGCUCCAUCUGUGGUAAAUAGUGAGAAACUGCUAAUGAAAAGCGCCAUCUAGGCGGAAAAUACUGGAGACCUACGUUUAGUGCAUACACCAACCCAUUGAGGUGAAGGUGAAUUGAGGAGGAUUGUAACUUGAAUAAGCAACUAGUAGAGUUUUGAACCGCAUAUUUUAGUACAGCAGUUUUAAUUUAAAAUUAAAAGUGUAAAAAAAUAAUUAAAACGAAGAAAAUAAAUAUUAAAAAAUAUGAUAAAUAUAAAAAAAACAUAAAAUUAUAUAGGAUGAAUAAAACGUAAUAUUAACUCGUAAAAGUGUGCUUAAUAUUUAUAUUUAUUAUUUUUUUGUAUAAUUUUUUAACUUUUGAACAAAAGAAAAAUCUUAAAACAUGAAAUAACACAAAUGGUUUGACCCACUUAAUGCCUUUUUUUCGAAACACGGGCUGAACUUCGAUUAGCGUUCGAUUUAUCAGCAUUAUUCAUGCUGUCAGUACAAAGGUUUUAAUUUCACAAAACAAAUGAAUGCAAAAUCGCAAGGGGCUGGCAUGCAAAUCACGCAGCCCAAUGCCUGGCUGCUUUUUUUAUUUUAAGGACAAUAUUUCCAACAUAAUAUAAUAUAAUAUAUAAUAUAAUCUUUCAUGCUGCUUUCCGCCCCCAAAAAGAGCAAUAAAGGCAAUACAUCGAUGCAUUAUCUUAUAGAUUGUUCAAGCCUGUUGAUAAUGUUGCCGCUCUGCCGCUGCCAUUGCCUUCUGAGCCCCUGCGUUGGCGCAUGCGCAGUGCGCACUCACAUGGAUCGACCAAGUCGGGAUCAAGCAGGGUAGAGCGAGGAGAUCGCAAAAGAACACCCGAUGUGGGCAACCAGGCGUUAAGUUUUUCCAACUUCGCUUUUUUGGUCUGUGCUUUGUUUUGCUUUUUGUUUUGUUUUUUUUUGCUUUUAAGUUCAACUCUGGUUUGCGGGGGUGUGGGUGAGGGCCAGCGGCAGCGGCAUCUCUUACUCCCUUUUGUCGGGGGCAAUGGGCAUGCGUGUCGGUGUCGCCACCACCGAAAUAAGGGCUAAAAGGGGUGACUGUGCAGUGAGCCUUUUGUCCAAUAUUGCCGAGUGCAACAAUUGGCUGCCAGCUGGGUAUCUGUUGCACACACAACACACAGAGAGAAAAAAAACUAGUAAACCUAUUUUGGGUUUUUUUUUUUUGGGAAAUAUAAAAAUGUAUACAAAGGACCUAAGACUUCAAGGGAUGCUUGAUUUAAGAGAUCAGGAGGAAAUACUAGUCAUCUAAGUUAAACUAAGGGAAUUCUCAUAUAAAUAAUUUAAGCAACAUCAAGUACUCCCUCUAAAAAAUCCAAAAAAUAUUCCACCCAUUUUUUCUCACCGUGCAAAUACUCGCACACUCGGCGGUUCUUGCCAUAAAACCCCUCAUGCAUGACGUUGGUUAUAUCCCCCGGAUUCGUCGCCACGACAACGGCAACGAGGGGGAACUGAGAGGGGGCUUUUAUUUAUUUUUUUAGCCGGGCCAAAACAAUUGUGCCACGCUGCGACUGCGCUGCAAGCGUUCCGCUGACUGCGCUGCUGCAGCCUCAGCCGCCGGCGUUGCAGUUUAAAGUUGAAUGCUGCAUUUGAUUACGAUAUGGCGUAGAUUGCCACAGCGGCCUUAAUGAAUUUCCAAUUGUUUGGCAUUUUAUUCUCGUUUGUUUAGCGUUUUGUUUUUUUUUUUUCUGUAUUUUUUGGGAAACUCAUUCAAUUGAUUUAAGCUAAACUUCGUCACGAGCUCAGCUGCCUAAUUGCUUUACAAACCUUUAAUUGUCGAAUCACGAACGUAUUUAUGUGUAGAUAUGUACAUAGAGAACCCAGAUUGGACAUCUGCGGCA
Molecule: messenger RNA, 2825 nt
Organism: Drosophila kikkawai
Lineage: Eukaryota; Metazoa; Arthropoda; Insecta; Diptera; Drosophilidae
Source: RefSeq, a predicted model, not a curated record